Molecule: messenger RNA, 6547 nt
Organism: Paramuricea clavata
Lineage: Eukaryota; Metazoa; Cnidaria; Anthozoa; Malacalcyonacea; Plexauridae
Source: the annotation of a GenBank genome assembly
AUGGUUCCAGCAACGUUGAAUGUUGAUAUUCGCUCGCAGCUUCACAUUGGCGGCAUUGAUGGAAAAUCAAAUAAGUAUGUUGCAGACCUUAUUAACACCUCUCUCCUCGAACCCAUGCAAGCAUACCAACCACUUGCCUGUCUUCCUCCAUUCGACGAAAAAUCCGAGGUAUUAAAGCUUGAUGUUUAUUCUGUGUAUUCGAGAUUAUUAUAAGUUAUAGCAUGGCAUUCAAUCAGGGCGAUUAGUGAUUAAAUGUACCCGAAAGCCGAGACAGGUUUAGUUACUAAACCUCUCGAGGCUUGAGGGACAUUUCAUCACUAAUCGACCGUAAUGCCAUGCUAUUACUUUGUAAUAUCAUAGUUGCCGAGGGAAUCGCGCGUGGUGUGUUGCCUGUUUCGAAUGCUGUUUGAUUGUCUUAUGAUUGUGGUACGAACACUUUUCAUAUAUACGCACGCGCAGAAACACAUCUCCGUGUUCAUUCGUUUUAGGCAUGCGCAUAAACGGAAUUUUCUUCCACAAUUGUAAUGUUCAAGAUUAGGGAAUAAAAAAAUUGUUCGAAUGUGUACGGGACGGUGUCGUCAGAUACUGUCCAUAGUUGUGCCGAUGAUUUUCGAUGAGGUACAGCUCUCCAAUCAGAGGUAAUGAGGUACGCUUUUAUCUUCUAAAUUUCCCUCAUCAAGCAUGCAGGGGAAAAUUAGAAGACAAAGAAAUCCUUUGUUUUCAACUAAAUUUCCCGGGUUAAUUUAGUUGAAAACAAAGGAUUUCUUUGUCUUCUAAUUUUCCCCUGCAUGCUUGAUGAGGGAAAUUUAGUUGAAAACAAAGGAUUUCUUUGUCUUCUAAUUUUCCCUUGCAUGCUUGAUGAGGGAAAUUUAGAAGACAAAAGCGUAUGCAUGAGUAAUGAGGUAAAUUAGUGAUUAAUCGUACCUCGCGAGACAAAGUAUUUCGAGGCAACUAUGAUAUUACUAACGUUAAACCCCCGCAAAGCGUGUGGUCCGGACGAGGUGCCUAACUGGCUACUUAAAGAAUAUGCAGAAUUUCUUGCAAACCCUGUUUGUAACAUCUUAAACAAUUCAUUUGAGGGACAAGCGCUUCCAGCAUCAUGGAAAUAUAUGCCAAUAUCACACCACUGUCUAAGACGAAACCGGUUUCAAUAAUUGCCAAGCAUAUAAGACCCAUUUCGCUAACAUCAGCUCUAUCGAAGUUAGCUGAGGACUUUAUCGUUAAGAAUUAUGUUGGACCUGCUGUUCUUGAAAUCGUCGAUCCCAAUCAAUUUGGUGCCAUCCUGAAGUCGUCUACUACUCAGGCUCUUAUAUCCAUGAUGCAUGCGUGGACUUGGAACAGGUGCAGCAGUGAGGAUCAUAUUGCUAGACUAUAAAAAAGCUUUUGACCUGAUCGACCACCGCAUUCUAGUUGACAAAGUCCUUUCCCUUCGAAUACCAUGUGGUGUAGCUCGCUGGGUGUGUGAUUUCCUAUCAAACAGAUUCCAACGUGUAAAGUUGUCAAAUGAUUGUUUCUCUGAAUGGGGUGCUGUUCCAUCUGGUGUCCCUCAGGAAACUAAGCUAGGACCCUGGUUGUUGCUGUUAAUGAUCAAUGACCUCAAUUCAUCUGAAGCGCAUGCUUGGAAGUAUGUAGAUGACACCACGUUAGCUAAAGUUGUUCCACGGAAUGGCGAAACCUUUAUCGAGAACGCCGUUACUGAUAUCGAGAGGUGGUCUAAUGUCAACAAGCUCCAACUGAAUGCUGACAAGUGUAAAGAAAUGGUCAUCGACUUUAAGAGACAAAAACAACAGUUUGACGCAAUCACAAUCAACUCCAAAGAACUCGAACUGGUGGGCAGUGCCGAGGUGGGUAGGCAGUGGGUUGACCAUGUCAACGUAGUAAUCAAGAAAGCGAAUAAACAUUUGUAUUUCUUGAUCUUGCUCAAGCGUGCUAACGUCCCUGCUUGUAAUAUUGUCCAUUUCUACUGCACUGUUAUUAGACCGGUUCUCGAGUAUUGUGCUCCUGUUUUCCAUCAUCCUCUCCAUGUAUACUUAUGUGAUGACCUUGAGCGCAUUCAAAAGCGUGCGCUGUCCAUAAUAUCUCCGGGGUUAUCAUAUGCGGACAAUCUUAGGAAAUUAAAUAUCAGUUCCUUGAGAGACAGGCGGCUGAAACUGUGUAAGAAACUAUUUCAGUCAGUUAUAUCUGAUACCGAGCACAAACCUCACUAUCUUCUGCCACCCAUGAAUAUCUCAGCAUAUAAUCUGAGAAGUCAGCGACCUUUUGACUAAAUUAACUGUCCGACCACACGAACAAAUCGUUUUAGGAUCACUUUUGUCGUUUCUAUGUCAAAGGAGUAGUUUAAAAGGAUAUUGGUGGGGUUCUGAUAUGACUUCCACCACCAUUGCCGCUGCCUCGCGUUAACCUUUUGCUUUUAUGCAUGUUUGGGGUUUUUUUAGUUGUGCUUACAACCUUGGUUGAUCUCUUUUUUAGCGGUGGUGAUGGUGAGGGACAUAUCUGAAUUUGCGCUGAUAUCAUAUAAUAUGUAAUACCAUUACAUUCAGUAAUAUGUAAUUGUGCAUGUGUUGUUUUUAAUUUGUUUGUAAAAUGUAAGUUUUGUUAAUUUUACGCAAUUCAGCCAAUUCGGCUGCCAUGUAAAAUCUAUUAAACUAUCUAUCCAUCUCUAUCUAUCUUUGAACCACAAACGCAAAGCGUGAAAGGCUAAAAGUGUGGCGUGAUCCUCAGGAGAUGUUUUCGUAAUGUCCAAUGAAACAAAUACAAACGUUAUCCAUAAAUGCACAUGGUCACUGAGCAUGCGAUGCGCUAACGCAGACAACAUUGUUUACAUUCCGUCAGUCCGUAUGUUAAACGUAUAAAAUUCGAAAAACUCAGCGAUCCAGAUAUUGCAUUUCCAGAAACGUUGCACGAAAAAACCCUACCAGUCAACUUCCAAGGAAGUGCAGAGUAGGAUAAAUCCAAAAUCCACAGAAAAACGCGCUAAAAUUCGUUGGCAAAUGAAUAAAUUAUUUGAGACUGAAAAAGUCACUCAUUGAUGGCCGCCAUCUUGAAAACUGAUCUGUAUAGUAAACUGGAACGACUGGAACACUGGAAACUGAGCCUGCGAUGCGCUAACGCAAACUAGAUUUCUCGACGACGAAAAAAACAGAAAAAACCCCAGAUAUUUAGGGAUUUAAGACACUUGACCUUUCAGGUCAGUGUAAUAAUACACAGGGUGUAUAAAAAAGGUAAUCGAACUUCAACGCGCUAUUGUAUCUGAAUUAGACUUUUAGCUGUCGUAUGAUAUUAUAUUCUUCAUGCCAAAUGGAUAAAAAAUAAGCAAGUACGAGUCCGAUAAAAAAUUAUAGUCAGAAUAGCAUAUUUUCACUGUUGAGAGUUGGGUCUAAAACCAUUGAAAAUUUAAAAAAGUUAAAAACAAGUUUUAAGUGAAAAUGCUAACGCAAAGUCGAGAAAAUUACGUCCCGAAGCCGGAUCGAACACAGGACUGACUAGAACGUAGCAGUACGUUGCACGCCGAACCUUCUGAGCUGCUGUCGAGCUCGCUGAAGUCCUUCUAAAAGAACUAAUUAUAUAUCACUCCAAUGUUAUAGUGACUGCCAGUCAUUUAUAGUUUUUUUCAAAACCGUGACCGGCUGCCGGUAUUACUGUCCUUCAUGUCUGUUCUCUCUCUGACGGGUUAUUGGCAAGAUGAGUUGCUCGGUUAUGUCAUGUAAAUAGUCACCGGAAAACUUUAAACGAGUUUACAUAAUAUUCUAGUCAUAGAUCUUGUCGUCGCCGAGUAAAUCGGUUAGAAAGGUAGCUUGCCUCCAUAUGCACAUGCCUAAGAUUUUCGUUCCACUAUAUAUUAUUUAUUUUCAAGUUAAAGCCGUAAUUACCGCCCUGAAUGAGCUGUUGUUUACAAAUCUUUAUCAGUUCCCUCAUUUCGUGAUGUCAUUCAUAAAACUGUAGGCAAAGCCAAACACAAGCGUGUUUUUGCGCAUGCUGCUAUCUGGAAAAAAAAUUUUCGCGCUGGAAACAUAUGCGCAAACAGGGUAUAACAAUGUUUCCGCAACAAAAAUAACACUUGGGAAACAUUAAAUGUUUCUGAAUUUGGUAGGAAACAUUUUUGCUUCCGGGGAAGCAAAUUUUGUUUCCGCAACAAUGUUUCCAUGGGUGGGCAAUCAGGGAAACAUUUGAGGAAACAUCGAUCACGAAUCACAAAUGUUUGCGCAACAUUGUUUCCUAGUUUGCCCAUGCAGGGCUUAAGGUUUAAAGUUUAAGCUUACUCACUAACUAUACAUAAACCAAAUGGACUUCGUACAUGAGCCCCCUUAAAUUUCAGUUUCCUUCUGAUUCCACGUAGUCCUUGUGUACUUUAUUUGGAUGGCUAUAUAAGUGAUCAUCAUUUUCGUCCUUCACAGUCUUUUCGAGACCUUUAUACGUCGACUGUUCAUUUUUCUCGUCUUCAUAAUUCGCAUCACCUUUGAUUUAGUCAGGAUUUUCAUAAAUAUCUUUUGAAUUAUUUCUGUUCUUCCUUCCUCUUGUUCUCUCUGUUUGCCUUUUGAUGAUUUCAGUCGACAUCAAUUUGGUAGAUAAAGUAAGCUAGGAUAACAAGUGAAAUAACCAGCAGAACUGCUAUAAUUCCAGCAAGAAAAAGACUUUAUUUCAGCACGCUUUUUUAAAGGAUAUUUACAAAAUUUCAGAAAUAAAAUUAAUGAAAAUAAAAUUAAUAAAAAAUACCAUAUAUGAUAAGACGAAGUAUGGUCCAUUACACCAAGAAACAUUGAUAUAUAAUUUCAAAACAGCUACACCUUGGUUUAACGUAGACAUCUCACGGAAAAACUGCCUUCUUUUAUGAUUUUUGUGACGGUUUUUCCUUGUUUUCUUGUUUAUUAUUAGCAUGACAAAAUUAGUGGAUGCUGAUUGGUUGAGAGGAGUACAAUUAUUUUAUUAAUUGUACUGCAGUACAAUUAAUGAUUUUCCCAUAACAAACAAAAUGGCGGAAAGGAAUUUUAAACACAAGCGUGAAAUGAAAUUGCCCUAGAGGAACUAGAUGAAAAUACAAACAAAAGCACCCAAUGUUGCUUUAACAAAAGAACUAAAUGAAAAUGCGGACAAAAGCACCAAAUUUUGGUUGAAAAUCUGGCAGGACUGGGCUUUGGCGAGAGAAUAUAUGAUGUUAACAUUGAGAAGUAUCCAAUUUUGUCAUGCUAAUAAUAAACAAGUGAUCAUGCGAUGUUACUCGUACAAUUAUGGAUUAAUAGUACUCGUGAUGUUUGGAAAUUUGCCUAUUAAUCCCUAAUUGUACUCGCCAUCGCAUGAUUACCUAUACUUAUUUUUUACUGUUUUCUAGUGUUUUGAAUAAAAUUAAUAAAGAACAUUAUUAUAUUAACAAAGAACAAAUUGUCACCAAACAAAUGGACAACCAUGAUUUUCUAUGAAUAAUAUAGAUUUCAUCUCGACCAACCGUGUAUUCUUUACUCGUGACUUUAUUAUCUAACUCCAAGUCAUCUAUGAAUACAGUUAAAUUGUUUCCCUUUAUUUACCUGUUUAUUCGUUCGUUUUUGAAACAGGACUCCAGUUCGUGGAGUAAUAUCCACUGUAAAGUAAAGGAACAAAUUAUCUGUAACAGUGUUGUUAUAGAUAUACACAAAAGACUUUAUCACGUUGUUGUUACUAUGUUUUGCAUCUGUGUCAAUGCCAAAUUGCUUUUAAAUAGACAACGACAGCUUAAUUUCUAAAGUGUGAUAACCAUAGUCUAUGAAGAUAUGAUGGUCUGGAAGCCCGGCAAACUUCAAUGCUAUACAAAAUAGAAAGUCUUUGUUAGAUGUUGACUUUAUUAAAUAUUAUUCUCGUGGUUGCACUUUCAUCUCAGGUAUUCAUAUUAGACAAUUACUUUAUUAUUUAUAUAUAUAUAUAUAUAUAUAUAUAUAUAUAUAUAUAUAUAUAUAUAUAUAUAUAUAUAUAUAUAUAUAUAUAUAAUGCAGGAAAUAGCAUUUCCGGGUUUCAAAUUUCAAAAAUUUUCUGGGGAUUAUCCCUCUAAUAAGUAAUGAUAAAUUACGGUUAAUAUUCUUUUUAACUUUUUGUGCAUUUUUUCCUUUUUUUAUUUCAAAUACAAGUAUAGUUAGCACAAAUUUUAGAGUAAAUAUGGAUGCUCCGAAUGCAAGAAAUGACAUUUCCGGGAUUCACAUUUCAAACAUUUUCUGGGGGAAUAUACCCCAUUCAUGCGUGGUAUAUUGGCCACACACGUGGUCUUCAACCAUUGCUAUCCCCCUCUAAUAUAUUAUCUCACAGAAAGGUCCCUUUUCAAAAAAUGCCCCCCCCCCAGGAAAAUCCUUAAAAAAGGCCCUGCCAUGGAUUCAUAUGUAUCGAGACAUCAACUCACAUGGGCAGGACACGUCUGGCGAAUGCAGUGGGAGAGGCUACUCCGCAAGAUGCUCACAUGCUGGGUACGCAAUCCUCGACCACGUGGCUGCCCAGAGUUCACAUAUGGGCGUGGCCUUGGGAAAGCUUUGGCGAAGAUCGAGCUGAACAAGAACGACUGGACGAUGUUGGCAGAGGUCGUGCAGCAUAG